Messenger RNA from Lampris incognitus (smalleye Pacific opah), 707 nucleotides. RefSeq names its product stonustoxin subunit beta-like. NCBI's taxonomy places the organism in Eukaryota, Metazoa, Chordata, Actinopteri, Lampriformes, Lampridae. Gene Ontology annotation, molecular function: protein binding. The record is from RefSeq and is a predicted model, not a curated record.
AUGAAGAUCGCUAUUAAGACCGCUAUUAAGACCAAUAUUAGGACCACUAUCAAGACCAAUAUUAAGACUAAUAUUCAGACCACUAUUAAGGCUAAUAUUAAGACCGCUAUUGAGACCAAAGCCUGUGAAUUCACACUGGACCCAAACACAACACACAGAGACCUCCUUCUGUCUGAGGACAACAGAAAGGUGACAUGGUGGAGAGAGGAGCAGUCGUAUCCUGAUCAUCCAGACAUAUUUGACUCCUGGAGACAGGUUCUAUGUAGAGAGAGUCUGACUGACCGCUGUUACAUGGAGGUACAGUGGAGUGGAAAGGAUGUUCGUAUAGGAGUGACUUACAGAGGAAUCAGAAGGAGAGGAGGAGGUGAUGACUGUCUGCUUGGAUAUAAUAAAAAGUCCUGGAAUCUGUCCUGCCGUAGUGAUAGAUACAAUGUCUGUCAUAAUAAUAGAGUAACAGAGAUACGUAUCUCCCCCUCCUCCUCUGACAGAGUAGGAGUGUAUCUGGACUGGUCUGCUGGAACUCUGUCCUUCUACAGAGUCUGCUCUGACACACUGACACACCUCCACACCUUCACCUCCACUUUCACUGAACCUCUCCAUGUUGUGUUUAGGUUGUGGUCACGUGACUCAUCAGUGUGUGCGUGUGUUAGAUAGAGGAGGUAGAGACGCCUCCUGUGUCCUGGAGGAACACUCACACUCCUGCCCAA